Chrysochloris asiatica (Cape golden mole) is the source of this 948-nucleotide messenger RNA. Its product is annotated as olfactory receptor 2A12-like. The coding region runs from base 1 to 948 and encodes 315 amino acids. The record is from RefSeq and is a predicted model, not a curated record. Gene Ontology annotation, molecular function: G protein-coupled receptor activity; olfactory receptor activity. The transcript has a single exon. Gene Ontology annotation, cellular component: membrane. Gene Ontology annotation, biological process: G protein-coupled receptor signaling pathway. Lineage: Eukaryota; Metazoa; Chordata; Mammalia; Afrosoricida; Chrysochloridae.
AUGCAGGACUUCCUCUGGAGGAACCGCAGCUCUCUUACUGAGUUUAUUCUUUUAGGAUUCUCUAGCAACAAACAGAUAAAUAUUAUUCUCUUCAGUAUCUUCCUCUUACUCUACCUCGUCACCCUUCUAGGCAAUGGGCUCAUUAUCACCCUGAUACGUAUGGACGCUCGCCUCCACACACCCAUGUACUUUUUCCUCAAUGUCCUUUCUAUUCUGGAUAUGGGAUAUGUUACCACCACAGUGCCCCAGAUGUUGGUGCAUCUGGUUUGCCAGAAUAAGACCAUCUCCUAUACUGGAUGUGUAGCCCAGAUGUACAUAUUCCUGAUGCUGGGUAUCACUGAGUCUUGGCUUUUUGCAAUCAUGGCUUAUGACAGGUAUGUGGCCAUUUGCCAUCCUCUCAGGUAUAAGGUCAUUAUGAGCCCUUUGUUGUGUGGGUCAAUGGUGGCAUUCUGUGGAUUCUGGGGUAUCAGCUGUGCCUUGAUAUACACAGUCUCUGCUAUGAUUCUUCCUUAUUGUGGUCCCAAUGAGAUAAACCACUUCUUCUGUGAAGUACCUGCUGUUUUGAAGUUGGCUUGUGCAGACACAUCUCUCAACGACCAAGUGGAUUUCAUUCUGGGCUUCAUCCUUCUCUUGGUUCCACUCUCCCUUAUCAUCCUUGUCUACAUUAAUAUCUUUGCUGCCAUCUUGCGGAUUCGCUCAACUCAAGGGCGGCUCAAGGCCUUCUCCACCUGUGCCUCUCACAUCACUGUGGUCACUAUGUUCUCUAUACCAUGCAUGGUUAUGUACAUGAGACCUGGUUCGGAGGCCUCCCCAGAAGAGGACAAGAAGCUGGCUCUAUUUUAUAAUGUGAUUUCUGCCUUUCUUAACCCCAUCAUUUAUAGCCUCAGGAACAAAGAUGUAAAGAGGGCUUUUCUCAAAGUCACAGGAUGGGGAAAAGUGCCAGAAUAA